GAGGGAGUACGCCUUGUUGGGCUCACGAGGGCGACCCUUCGUCAGCAGCUACCUAUUCCCCAGCAAAUUCUGCCCUGGGUUGCCCCUUGAGGCUCUUGUCACCUUUUUAAUGGAUGUCCUUCUUCUAAUGAUGGAGAGCCAGUCCGCAAUAUCGCACGUGGGCGUAACUGAUAUGCGCCUUGGAGAGGACCUCAUCCACGUGGUCAUGGCGACACUGCUGGCCCUGGCUCCCGUCGUCGUCAUCCUGAAACAUUACAGGUAUCCCGUGAUCGAUGGUAUGGAGUACUUCGUGUCGGGAUCGGCAUACCUGAUCAUGGCCUACACAGCGUACAAUCACGUCCUUCAUCCUACCACUCUAGGCAAACAGGUACACACGCAGGUGAACAUCGUAUGGGUACUCAUAGCGGUCACAAUGUUCAUCGAGUCCCAGAACUUGGACAAGCCGCUGUUCCCAAUUAUCCGCGCCUUCUGGUAUUGUUAUGCAGGCGGGCUAUUUGUACAGGUGGACUUUAUCUUGUUCGAUAUGAACGGCGGAAGCUGGCCUACAGAGAACGGUUUCUACCUCCUCCUCGAGCUUAUGACACUUACGUGGCACUUUGUUGGGGAACUUUUGGUCGUGGGCGUGGUGAGCUUCGUGGCGCUGGUGCUGGUCAAGAGGAUGAAGCCAGCCCAAGUCAAGGCGCAGCUCGACAUCAGCCUGGGCUGCAGCUCCGGUGGUCAAUUUACUGACGAAAAAUCAGGCGAAGUCCGGUACUGCCUGUUGAAAAAUUGCGAUGAUGUUUGAAUGCUGUUGUUUCUUCAUCUAACCUGUAUGUCUAAAUAUAUAACCCGCCAAAUUUCCGGCAAUGAAAUAACGUUUAUUGAAAGUUGUUAAUACGAAAUCAACGCCUUAUCAGCGUUGUUUUACUGAAUGUAAUUUGCCUUUACGGAAGAUUUUCAUGCAUAAUAUAUAAUAUAUCUAUGGGUGUGUGUUAUACAUGGUAGCUAUGCAUAUAUAUUAUGUAUGCAUAAUAUAGGUGCAGGUAUGUGCUACAAGUGCAAUAAUUAAUGACCCGAGAGUUCGAUCAUUUAUCUAAAUUUUCGGUGUCGAACAAUAUUCUUCAGAAGACUUUGGUUGAUCAUAAUGCAGGUUUAAGGAAGAAAUUUUAAGUUAUUAAUGAACUUUUGAAUACAACAACAUUCAUUUCAUGUUCUAGGAAUAAUUGAAUACCGAAAUUGGAAUUUGUACAUAAUAUACGCAAAUAGGUUACAACACAAAAAUUUGG
Molecule: messenger RNA, 1265 nt
Organism: Hyalella azteca
Lineage: Eukaryota; Metazoa; Arthropoda; Malacostraca; Amphipoda; Hyalellidae
Exons: 5
Coding region: 110-784 (224 amino acids)
Source: RefSeq, a predicted model, not a curated record